This is a messenger RNA of Trametes versicolor FP-101664 SS1, 1080 nucleotides long. RefSeq lists its product as uncharacterized. The coding region runs from base 1 to 1080 and encodes 359 amino acids. Lineage: Eukaryota; Fungi; Basidiomycota; Agaricomycetes; Polyporales; Polyporaceae. The transcript has 3 exons. The record is from RefSeq and is a predicted model, not a curated record.
AUGGUGAAUGCAGUGGUCAUUGUGUCCCCUCGCCCGCAGCGGCAUCCGAGGGACUUUGCGGCCAUUCUCAAUUGGAAGGAGCCGGUCUCCGUAAAGGAAUUGACAAGUGGCGCCCUUCCGGGCGACUAUGCGUAUAUGGGGCAUGGUGGGUUGUACGAGCAGCGGGUUCGCGCGGGGUGCAGGGUCACAGCAAAACGGGUAGCGGACUACCACUAUGCCAAGGCGACCCUCAGCCAGUCGCUUGCAAACCAAGCACCCCCCUGGCCGCCCGCCUCGAAUGCAUUCGCGGCGAACGGACAGACCGUUCAAGAGGCCACACUCGGAAGCCAUGCCGGCGUGCUCGGGCCCAUGUCUCCGGCGAAAUCCUGCUCCGGCGGAGCACCCGCGGCCUCGCGCAAGCCGGUCCCGAACACCGAUAAACCUCUCCCCGCGAUCCCGCAGGGAGAAGCCCGCGCUCCGUGCGCCGCGGCGCGCAAAGACUCGCUGCUCGUUUCGGACAGCGAGGUGUCUACCUCAGGGUCCGAGUACUCCCAGGAGUCGGCGCAGGAGGAGGACGAGGCGGUCACGCCGCCCGUCGACCUCGGAGACCUCUCACUGGCGGAGCUUGGUCGCCAGUGGUACGAGACGUUUGGCAAGGAGGUCGGAGCGGGCCCUCUUCCCCCGCUCGUCCAGUCCCCGCUCCCGCAACUUGACUCACCUCUCGUUCCGCCGCUUCCCCCACGCGUCGCGUCCCCAAUCCCCUCGCGAGCCUCGACCCCACUCCUCCCGCGCGUCCUUCCGCGCGUCUCAACCCCGUACCCUCCGCGCGUCUUGCCCCCACUUCCGCCGCGCGGCCCAGCUCGGUAUCCUUCGCGUGUCCCGCCCGGUGCGUGGGCGACGGUUGGAGGGCCGGCGCCGAAUGUCACGUGGCUUCCGCAGGCUGCUGUACGGGGACAGCGUCGCGCGUCGCGUCCUGGCGACGUAGGAGAGAGGGUCCGCUACACCGGCGGGUAUAGGGCCAACCCGUGGGCCCUGCUUCCGGACGAGGAGCAUGCCGGCCCCAAGAUGCGUGAUACCGGCCUAGUGCACCUAUUCCAAUGA